AUGACCUCCCUUCGUUUGUUUCUUUGCCUGUGCGGGCUACUUCUUGUGGGUGGAGUGAGUUCGCGGGAGAUAGAGCGUAACUCGGUCACAGCUGAUCAUGAUGGUGUCCGCAAUGAUGGUGACGAGAAGAACAUGCUACAGGAUCUAACCAAUGUUCUUGAACAUAUCGACCAGCAACUGGCAGAGCAACAGGAUGAUGGUGGAGAUGACGGUGGCGAUGGUGAUGGUAGUGACAGUGGAGAUGACGGAGGUGAUGAUGCCGGCAGUGAUGGCAAUGCCGAUGUUGAGUAUGACAACGGGGAUGUGCGUGAACAUGAUGAUGAUGAUGAUCUGGAUCAGUAUGACAUCAAUGAUGACAUGGAUGAGGAAGGCAGCGAUGAUGGUGAUGAUGUCACCGAGGAGGAUGGCAAAGCAGUUAGCAGUCGCUCCCCAGCACCACUGUUGGGCCGUCUCGUCAAGCGGGUUCUGCCGAAGAUCCGCCUUCCACGAAUUCGUCUGCGCCGCAUUCGCCUACCUCGCAUCCGUCUGCCACGCCUGCCCCGUAUCCGCAUUCCACGUCUGCCUCGCAUUCCACGUCUGCCCCGCUUUCCACGUCUGCCCCGCUUUCCACGUGUGUACUAUCGCAGGCGUAGAGUUUCUCCGCCUCGCAUCGUCUACUACCGACGCAGGCGCACACCCAGGCCUCCAUACUACGGCCGUGGCAAGAAAUGA
Sycon ciliatum is the source of this 711-nucleotide messenger RNA. Its product is annotated as prostatic spermine-binding protein-like. The record is from RefSeq and is a predicted model, not a curated record. NCBI's taxonomy places the organism in Eukaryota, Metazoa, Porifera, Calcarea, Leucosolenida, Sycettidae. The transcript has a single exon. Bases 1 to 711 code for a protein of 236 amino acids.